Messenger RNA from Pieris rapae (cabbage white), 912 nucleotides. Its product is annotated as gamma-glutamylcyclotransferase. Bases 218 to 760 code for a protein of 180 amino acids. The record is from RefSeq and is a predicted model, not a curated record. Gene Ontology annotation, molecular function: gamma-glutamylcyclotransferase activity. Lineage: Eukaryota; Metazoa; Arthropoda; Insecta; Lepidoptera; Pieridae. The transcript is spliced from 3 exons.
UAGUAAAUACUAAGUAGUAAGUAUGUGGCACUCACUGGCAGCUGGUAACUAGUAGUAAAUUUUAAUUAGUGAUUUCUUGUUUACCUUGCUAAUUGUUAUUUGUUACGUUAAAGUGAAUUGUAAAUUAACAGCACUAAUUAAGUAUCAAUUAUUAAAAAAUUUACGGUCUCUAGUCACGUGAAAAAUAAGCUCUAUCGUGAUCCCAGUUUCAACGAAGAUGUUUGCACCGGUAAAAGAUACCUUCUUAUAUUUUGCGUAUGGAAGCAAUUUGUUGAAGAAGAGAAUUCAUAUCAAUAAUCCUUCUGCUGAAUUUAUUGGAAUUGGAAGACUUGACAAUCAUCUUCUGGACUUCAUGAAAUACAGUGAUCAUUGGAGAGGGACAUCAGCGACUAUUGUCCCUAUUCAAGAUUCUCAUGUUUGGGGAGCUGUGUGGAGAGUUCAGAACAAAGAUAUGCCUUCUCUAGACUGGCAAGAAGGUGUGGAUACAAAUUGGUAUUUCCCAAAAACUGUUGACAUUGUGACACUUGAUGGAGAGACUGUUCAAUGCAGGACGUAUCAACAAACAGUCAAUCCACCACCUAGAAAAGAAGAUGAACUGUUGCCAGAAGAUAGACGGCCUUCAUCAACAUAUUUAGAUUGUAUUUUAAAAGGAGCUGAGGAAUGUUUUUUACCUAAAGAAUAUAUUUUAAAAUUAAAAAAAAUACCUCAUAAUGGGAAAAAAGCUUCCCCUAAAAUGAUAGAAAAGUUAAACAUGAUGUAAUGUUUCAGUUCCAUUAUUAUAGUGAUUUCAUCAAAGAGUUUUAUGUGAUAUUUUGUGUAAGAAGAUUUAUUUAUAAUUGACAAGUGAAAUUCUUUCUAUUAAAUUGUCAUAGCAGUCAUAAAAAUUAUGUCAAAAUAUAUAUUUUCCUUUAG